AAGCAACAAUCACCGAAUAAAUAAUUAAAAAAGCAUAUAAUUUUUUUCCAGGGUUAGAGAUGAAAUUGUACUGUGUAACAUCAUUAUAUUAUAAUAAUAAAAUAUAUUAAAGUGGCAUUCCCUUCAAUCAAAAAAGUCAAAAAGUCUCGGUAUUUAUCGUCAACUUGUCACUGGUUAGGGUUUGCAGGGCUAUUAUUCCAUCGGUUUCUUCUUCUGGGUAUUGCUUAAAUCUCUGGAAAGUUCGGUUUUUUUCGAUUUUUAUGAGCCUAGUUUGUUCAAUAUCACUUUUUUUAUUUUGACCCUUUUCAUAUCAAAUUUGGAGUUCUUCUCUUUUUGAAGUUCAUGUUGUUGAGCUUUGUUUUUAGAAGGGCCUUUCUGUGUUAAGGAUUGUGGAGAGAUAAGAUGGUCUUUGUGCUGAGCAUGGUUAUUGAUGGGUAGCAGAAGUAGAGCGGUAAACGUUAACACUAAGGACACUAACAACGUUGCGAACGGGAUGCCAAGCUACGCUCCUCCAUUGCCUUCUCCUUCUAGUUCCAUGGGAAUAGAAGCAACUAAUGUUCAUCCUUCACGAAUUUCCGAAUUUGGAACCCUUGAACAAUCUCUUGGAUUUCGUGUUGAGGAUACCAUCAAUCUUAGCAGAAAUCCAGUGUUUAAUCAGAUGAAAUCAAAUAGCCAAGCUCUAGGAGCUGAUAUUCAAUUUGGUGCUUUAAAUAAGAUACAGUCAAUCGCAACCUCAGAUAUAAAUCUCUCUGCUUCAAUUACUGGAUCUCAGGCAUUGCCAUUGCAAAAAGACUCACAACCAACUCUGGCUUUGACAUCUGCUGGUCACCGUGAAAACUGGGGAGAGUCCAACAUGGCUGAUGCUAGCCCCAGAACUGAUACUUCAACUGAUGACACAGAUGAUAAAAAUCAAAUAGUUGAAAGGGGUGAAUCUAGUGAAAGAUCAAAAGAUAAGUCAGAUCAAAAGACAUUAAGACGACUAGCUCAAAAUCGUGAGGCUGCCAGAAAAAGUCGAUUGAGGAAAAAGGCAUAUGUGCAACAAUUAGAGAGUAGUAGGCUGAAACUCACCCAACUUGAGCAAGAGCUCCAGCGAGCUCGCCAGCAGGGAAUAUUUAUUUCAAGCUCAGGAGAUCAGGCCCAUUCAAUGAGUGGAAAUGGUGCUAUGGCUUUUGAUGUAGAAUACGCUCGAUGGUUGGAAGAGCAUAAUAAACAAACCAAUGAGCUAAGGGCUGCAAUAAAUUCUCAUGCUGGAGAUAUUGAACUCCGUACCAUUGUUGACAAUUUCAUGACACAAUUUGAAGAUAUCUUCAGGCUGAAAGGUAUUGCAGCAAAAGCUGAUGUUUUCCACAUUCUUUCAGGAAUGUGGAAGACUCCAGCUGAGAGGUGUUUCAUGUGGAUUGGAGGCUUUCGGUCAUCCGAACUUCUCAAGCUUCUUGUCAGUCAGUUGGAGCCUUUAACUGAGCAACAAUUGAUGGGCAUCUACAACUUGCAGCAGUCAUCCCAGCAGGCUGAAGACGCUCUUUCCCAAGGAAUGGAUGCAUUGCAGCAAUCACUAUCUGAGACAUUGGCUAAUGGUUCGCCUAGCUCUUCAGGCUCCUCAGGAAAUGUGGCUAAUUACAUGGGGCAAAUGGCUAUGGCCAUGGGAAAGCUUGGUACUCUUGAGGGGUUUCUUCACCAGGCUGAUAAUCUGCGGCAGCAAACAUUACAACAAAUGCUUAGGAUAUUAACCACCAGACAAUCAGCUCGAGCUCUUCUUGCAAUAAGCGAUUAUUUUUCCCGGCUGCAAGCCCUGAGUGCUCUAUGGCUUGCCCGGCCAAGGGAGUGAAGUAUUUCAAAGCUCCAUUUAUGAAGUUCUUUCAAGCCUGACCAAACCCCCUUAAAAACUGAUCACAUAUUCUGAACAUGAGCAUUGAAUCUUGUGCUCUAAAUUAGUUCAAUGGAAGCUGGUGUCUUUUAACAAUGGAUUUCUCUUGAAGCCUAGUUGUGGUGGUGCUAUAAACAUUAGAUGCUGUGAUUUUUCUACUCUCCACAUGUAAUUUCUCUUCCUGCUGCUGGUGUGGUACAUUUUUCUUUAAGCUUUUCUGUGCUUUCAAAAUAGUCUCAAUAAUUUGAUUAUAUAGGUGUAUGAUAGAUAGAAGUUGAAGGGUAAAAUGUAGAAUAGUGUCUGUAUUUUAGGUUACAGCUUUUCAUUGUAUUUCACAAAUCAGCUUUUAUUUGAGGGAGAUUUUCCUCUCUUUAGUUUCGCUUCCUGCUUAAUGGAUUGUGGUUGCACAUAUGCUUCCAUGGACCUGUGUUUCUGGUGUAUGUAUGUACAUAUAUGAUUUCUCUUACUAUUUUAGAAAGACAUCACUAACUAGUAACUCAAUUUGUUUCUUAUGCGCAUGUGUGGUUUAUCGAGGUGUUUGGACUUGGGCUUUAACUCAAUUUCAAACCUUUACUCAUAAGGUGAGGCAUUUUGGAUAGUUACAGCCUUUAUAAGUUUUACUUUGGCUAUAUUUACAGUCGAUGCAAUAUUUUAAUAAGAACAAAAGUGAUAGGCUCUUUUGGAGAGGCAAUUUGGAGCCUAGAACAUCUAUAAGACAAUGAUGUAAUCAGAAUUUGCUUGCAUGUACAGAUAUAUAAUUAGUACAAGUUGUCUCACAUUGGGGUUUUAACUAUAGUGAUGGAUGAAAACUGCUGG
This is a messenger RNA of Abrus precatorius (Indian licorice), 2680 nucleotides long. RefSeq names its product transcription factor TGA2.3-like. Lineage: Eukaryota; Viridiplantae; Streptophyta; Magnoliopsida; Fabales; Fabaceae. The record is from RefSeq and is a predicted model, not a curated record. The coding region runs from base 431 to 1825 and encodes 464 amino acids. Gene Ontology annotation, biological process: DNA-templated transcription; regulation of DNA-templated transcription. The transcript is spliced from 12 exons. Gene Ontology annotation, molecular function: sequence-specific DNA binding; DNA-binding transcription factor activity.